This is a messenger RNA of Salvia splendens (bonfire salvia), 804 nucleotides long. Its product is annotated as B3 domain-containing protein Os03g0619600-like. Lineage: Eukaryota; Viridiplantae; Streptophyta; Magnoliopsida; Lamiales; Lamiaceae. Gene Ontology annotation, molecular function: DNA binding. The coding region runs from base 1 to 804 and encodes 267 amino acids. The transcript is spliced from 3 exons. The record is from RefSeq and is a predicted model, not a curated record.
AUGGCCAACUAUGGUGCUAACUCCACCCCGCACGUCGACCCGGACUACCCAACACUCCCUGUAUUCCUGAAGGUGUUCAACCAGCAUCGUUGCAAGGAUGAACUGCAGCUUCCGCCCGAAUUCGUCCGGACUCACGGCCAUGAACUACCGUUCGACUGCAGGCUCAUAUGGCCGAAUGGGAUUCGAUACAUGGUGCGCAUUCUGAAGCUGCCGAAUGGGUUCUUCUUCACCACCGGUUGGAAACAAUUUGUUCGUGCUACCAGCCUCGUCCAUGGUGAUCAUCUCAUCUUCACUUUGGUGGAUGUUGGAGUGUUCAAUGUAAAGAGGUUUGAUAUGCGAACGAACUGUCCCCCGGCUGGAGACGUGGAUGGUAAUGAAGACCAGGAAUCCGAAGCUAGCUACUCAGCGGCCAUCGAUACAUCCGACGACUACGUGCCAUCGGAGACUGAAUCUGAAUUAACAGGUGAUGACGACUAUGUGGACGAUAGCGGGGCUCUAAACAUCAAUGGCUUCCCAACGUUCGUCUACACCCUCACUGCGAGCAAUAUCAAUCGCAGCCUUAAGAUCCCAUAUUGUUUCUUGCAACGACAUAUUCCGAUGGGGGCAAUACAAGCGGGAGUGUAUCUGGUAAACGAUGGGAGGAUGUGGUUGUGUUCACUCAAACACAACUCCAGGAAGAUAAGGGUAAAGAACGACUGGGCUCGUUUCAAGCAAGAUAACAAUCUGGUGGAAGGGGUGCGUUGCCAUUUCCAGCUAGUUGACAGCUUUGUUGUCCUAUUCCAUGUUAGGAUUGAACGCCCAUAA